ACGAAUUAUUAUUCCAUGAUGGGUGUCCAGACCGAGGAGCCGUUCGGUGCGCAUUUCAUCCCGGGAGGCUUGCAGGGCUCCUCGGCCGGGUGCGCGAAGCCUUCCCGGGUAGCGGAGCAGCAGGAGGAAGAGGAGGAUGAGGAGGGGAGCCUCUGCUCACACAUCCCGGAUUUUUCCCAUUUUUCCAACAAAGCGAGCCUGAAUGGUUUUUCUCCCUGGACAAACACAGCUACCUCCUCUCCGACGUCCUCCCAGCUGCAGUCCGGCCUGUUCCACCCCCUCCUGACGCACCACCAUCCUUACUACGGCCCGCAGCCUCCAUCUCACCCCGAACACCUCGCGGCGUCCGACGGCAGGUUCGUCCGCUGCUGGGAGGGGGUGACCCCGUCCUCUGAAGCCGCUCUGUCGCAGGUGACGCCCGCUUUCCCCGCGUGUCUCCCCACGCAUCCCAGCCCCACGUAUGAAGCGAUUAAACCAGAGAGCUCCCCUCCAGCCAAGCACAGCGCGGAGGAGUCCAGCUUCAGCAGCCCGGCAGAAGUGGUCCUGGAGCGGCUGGGGACGGCGGAGGAGCUGGGGAAGAAAAACGAGCCGAAGAUGGAGAACGAGGAGAGAAAACCCCGACAGCAGCAGCAGCAGCAGCAGCAGCUGGACCCUGAAAAUCCAUCCGCCAGCUGGAUCCACGCCAAGUCCACUAGGAAGAAGAGGUGCCCCUACACCAAGCACCAAACCCUGGAGCUGGAGAAGGAGUUCCUCUACAACAUGUACCUGACAAGGGACCGGCGUCUGGAGGUGGCAGGACUCUUAAAUCUGACAGAGAGACAGGUGAAAAUCUGGUUCCAGAACAGGAGGAUGAAGAUGAAGAAGCUGAUGAUCCGGGAGAGGAGGAGUAUGAAUGACUGA
Molecule: messenger RNA, 900 nt
Organism: Cyprinodon variegatus (sheepshead minnow)
Lineage: Eukaryota; Metazoa; Chordata; Actinopteri; Cyprinodontiformes; Cyprinodontidae
Product: homeobox protein Hox-D9b-like
Exons: 2
Coding region: 16-900 (294 amino acids)
Biological process (GO): anterior/posterior pattern specification; proximal/distal pattern formation; regulation of transcription by RNA polymerase II
Cellular component (GO): nucleus
Molecular function (GO): RNA polymerase II cis-regulatory region sequence-specific DNA binding; DNA-binding transcription factor activity, RNA polymerase II-specific
Source: RefSeq, a predicted model, not a curated record